This is a messenger RNA of Cucumis melo (muskmelon), 1403 nucleotides long. RefSeq lists its product as uncharacterized. The transcript is spliced from 2 exons. Lineage: Eukaryota; Viridiplantae; Streptophyta; Magnoliopsida; Cucurbitales; Cucurbitaceae. The record is from RefSeq and is a predicted model, not a curated record. The coding region runs from base 137 to 1111 and encodes 324 amino acids.
CAAUUACACCUCAUAACUCCCCACCUCCCUUCUUCUUUCCCCUUCUAAACUAAAGUUGGUUGCUCUGUUUUCUCAUCUUUUGGGGUUGGUGUGUGCUCAAAAAAACAGAGCAUAUUAGUGUUUGAUAUAUAUUAUUAUGGGAACUUUAGUAGGUCAUGUAGCACCCGGGUUUGGCUUCUUCAUCAUUGGCCUAUGGCAUCUCUUCAACAACAUAAAGAUCGAAGCUUGUAACAACAACAACAACAACCAUCCAAAUACUGCCAUAUUUCUCUCAUGGUUUCCCACUUCAAGAUUCAAGUACUUAGAGCCGUUUUUAAUUAUGGUUGGUGCCUCCGCCUCUAUAGCCAUGGAGCUCUUCAUCGGCCCACAAAGACACCAACCCUUCGAUACCGAUGGAACCAUCCCUUCUUACCAUCUCCACAACUUCGAACACUCCAACAUUUCUAUGACUUUCUUUGUGUUUGCUGCGUUUUGUGUUGUCCUUGAUCGGGUUCGUCCCAAGGCUUAUUUUGAGCUGACACAAUUUGUUGGCACAGUGGCUUUUGGACAAGAGCUUCUGUUGUUUCACCUCCACUCGGCUGACCAUAUGGGCCCCGAAGGCCAAUACCAUUUACUUCUUCAGCUGCUUGUGCUGGUCUCUUUUGCCACAACUCUACUUGGGAUUGCUCUUCCUAAUAGCUUCUUGGUGGCGUUUGUUAGGUCUCUUAGUAUUGUUUUUCAAGGCCUUUGGCUUAUUCUCAUGGGCUUCGCACUCUGGACGCCUUCUUUCAUUCCUAAAGGUUGCUUUAUGCACUUGGAAGAUGGGCACAAGGUGGUGCGGUGCGCUGGGGACGAACCACUUCACCGAGCAAAGUCGUUAAUCAACAUACAAUUCAGCUGGCUACUAAUUGCACUCACCAUUUUGGGUUUAUCAUUUUAUUUGGUUCUGCUAAAACUAUACCAACAACAAACCCCGAAGAUUAAUCCAGUCCAAUACUUUUCACUAAUCACCAACGACGACGAAGAAGCUGCAGCCACCUCAACACCAACAAAAACAACAUCUUACGACGUCGUGUCCAAAAGCUUUAUUCAAAUGGGUCAUAAGCUCACAGAUACAGACAUGGAAAGGUAGAAGAAGCAAAAAUCACAAACCAAAUGGAUAAAGCCACAGCUUAUGCAAUUUAAAAUCAUUGGUGUGUAAUAAUGUGUACAGUAUAUAUAGUUUGUUUGUAUUUAUAAUUCACUGUGUUGUGUUUUGGUUCGGGAGUAGUUUCCAAAUCUUUCAUUUUCAUUUCCUUUUGUAAAAUUUUAAGCCAAGCUGAAACUAUGUGUGAAAGGGCAGGCUUAACUUAAUUAGCUUAGAUCAAAUCAGCAAAUGACUGCUGCACCUAAAUUUGAUCCAUUAUCAAUACUCCAUUCAUCUU